GGCCGCCGCCAUGGGGAACGGGAUGAACAAGAUCCUGCCCGGCCUGUAUAUUGGCAACUUUAAAGACAUUAUAAAAGACAGUCCUGUCUGAGUCCAGACCUGUCCCUGCUUUUGACAUAAAGGUCAAGAAGUAUCAGGCGGAUUCCUCUGUCUUCAGUAGUAAAUGCCAGAGAUGCAGAACAAUUGAGCAAGAACAAAGUGACACAUAUUCUGUCUGUCCACGAUAGUGCCAGGCCUAUGUUGGAGGGAGUUAAAUACUUGUGUAUUCCGGCAGCGGAUUCACCAUCUCAAAACCUGACAAGGCAUUUCAAAGAAAGCAUUAAAUUCAUCCACGAGUGCCGACUCCGCGGGGAGGGCUGUCUCGUGCACUGCCUGGCCGGCGUCUCCAGGAGCGUGACACUGGUGAUCGCGUACAUCAUGACAGUCACUGACUUUGGCUGGGAGGACGCCCUGCACACGGUGCGUGCGGGCAGAGCCUGUGCCAACCCUAACCUGGGCUUCCAGAGGCAGCUUCAGGAGUUUGAGGAGCAUGAAGUUCACCAGUACCGGCAGUGGCUGCAGGAAGAGUAUGGGGAGAGCCCUCUGCGGGAUGCAGAAGAAGCCAGAAACAUUCUGGGUAAAUAUAAAGAGCAAGGGCGCGUGGAGUCCCAGCCUGGUGCCCGGCGGUGGAGCAGCUUUCCGGUCCUGCCCGCUCUGGCCUACAGUCACUAUACGACGGAGACCUGACCCGGCGCUGGUGCCUCCUUCCCGCUGCUUGUCUCCGCUGCUCCACGAAUUCUGAAGAGCUGGGCCUUCCUCAGAAGACUGUCACGUACCUGAAGUUUCUGAAAUGUUGCAAAGCCACAGAGUUUAGGCCGGUGCUGCCAAAAAGAAAAGCAACCUAGAGUUUAUUUUUAAGUAUCCAGAAAUGAUUUGUAAACAUGUUUGUUUUUCAUUUUAAACCAAAUACGUGUGUAAUCAUGUUGUAAUAUGUUGAGAACCAAGGAGAGUCUUCAGCAAGAAGAAAUACUUUUACCUUAACUUCACUGCUGUGGCAAUUUCUUUACCUUACUUUGAUGCCUGACAGAUGAUCGCAGGAGCCGCGUUGUGCUGUCUUGGUUACUGUUUAGUGACCCCGAUCACGUCUCGGGAACACUACCCAGCGGGAGCCUGGCACCGGCGAUCCUGCUGCGUGAACUCUGCCCACGUGUUCUUAAAUUCCCCAGCUUGGAAGUGUCUCUUGGUGUGUGUUUUAGUCAUGGUUUGUGUUCUUCAUGGUGGAAUUUACCAAAAGCUACACAUUGUUGUUAAUAAAAUCACUUAGCCAAGUUGAA
This is a messenger RNA of Lemur catta (Ring-tailed lemur), 1313 nucleotides long. RefSeq names its product dual specificity phosphatase 22 (gene DUSP22). Gene Ontology annotation, molecular function: protein tyrosine/serine/threonine phosphatase activity. The record is from RefSeq and is a predicted model, not a curated record. The transcript has 9 exons. Gene Ontology annotation, cellular component: cytosol. Lineage: Eukaryota; Metazoa; Chordata; Mammalia; Primates; Lemuridae. Gene Ontology annotation, biological process: transforming growth factor beta receptor signaling pathway; positive regulation of JNK cascade; regulation of cell population proliferation. Bases 238 to 726 code for a protein of 162 amino acids.